GCUUUGAGAUUCAUGCUUCACUAUGCAUGAACUUUUCUCAAUAUUACUCAUGACUUGUUAUUACCCAUUGAACCCGUUUCUUGGGAUCUCCAUUCUAUCGGGUCGGGUUACCAUCACUUGUAAUCCAUGGUUCGGUAGGCAUAAGUCUCAUACCUUCAUGGUAUUUUGGACUUUUCUCUCUAGAUAAUCCUUUCGUCAAAGAAUUAGCUAGAUUUUGUUAGGACCUUACAGGAUCCACCCUUAUUGCUCCUAUCAUUAGGAGUUCUCUUACACUACUGUUGAUAGACCGUCAUUUACACAUGUUUUUACCCCCAUUCUUACACCGUUUGAGGUGUUGAUUCUCGUGUUUUAGGCCGAUUUCACGCUAGGUUGUGCUUGUUUGUGAUGUUUCAGGUCCUAGUACGUGAAUGAAGGCUUAGGAGCGAGUCUGGGGUCGAUUGGACGAAGAACGGACGAAUGGCGAGGUUUUUGGGGAGCUGCACGGGCAGACCAGGGAGGCUGCACGGCCGUGCACGGUUGCAAGCUGGCCGUGCGCCUCAUGCCGAGGAGAUGCACGGGCAGGCCCUGAAGAUUGCACGGCCGUGCACCUGGCCGUGCAAGAAGCCUGAGUUCGACUUAAGGGAUACGCUGCGUUUCAUGGUGCACGGCCAGAAUGGUGAUAUGCACGGCCGUGCACCCUGGCCGUGCGAGUCGGGAUUUCCUGGUUUUAAGCCAAAUUCCGAACCAAAGAAGAGAGAGCUGGGUUUUGGAUCCCAAACACCCAAGGGACGAACCCUAGAGAGAGAGAGCGACUUGGGAACAUUCUUGGAGCUAUUUUGGAGGAUUUCUUCGCCAUUGGAGCUCGGGAAUCAAGCUUGGAGAUGGAGAUUGAAGAUCUAGAUCAGAUUUCUGCAGUCUCUCUCUUCUCUAUGGAGUAACUUCCCUUCACUUAGGUUUUGAGGAACCCUAGUUCCAUGAGUUAGGAUCUUUCUUGUAUGAAGUUUUGGAUGCUAUGUUGUUUGAUUAUAAUCGAAUGAUGCAUGUUUAUUGAGUCAAUUGAAGUCUGAUCAACUUUUCCUGAUUCCUGCUGCAAUCUGAGAUAGAUAGAAUCUGAUUAGGUUGCUAGAGUCUCAUCAUUCGGUAGUAGGAGAUUGGCUAUACGAGAGUUAGCCAGUUUACUGCUUUGUACUGGAAUCCAAUUCCAGUAGUGGAGUUCUGUGCUUAUUGCUUCAGCUUUCUAUCCCGGUGAAGACUAGUCGUCUGCCGGAUAGUUAGACUGAGAGGGCUUGGUCAGCUUAAGAGAUUCCAAGCUACUGUCGGAUCUUCCGCAGUUUAAUCAACAGUAAAUCAACCA
Linum trigynum is the source of this 1333-nucleotide messenger RNA. NCBI's taxonomy places the organism in Eukaryota, Viridiplantae, Streptophyta, Magnoliopsida, Malpighiales, Linaceae. The record is from the annotation of a GenBank genome assembly.